Molecule: messenger RNA, 1122 nt
Organism: Botrytis cinerea B05.10
Lineage: Eukaryota; Fungi; Ascomycota; Leotiomycetes; Helotiales; Sclerotiniaceae
Exons: 1
Coding region: 248-937 (229 amino acids)
Source: RefSeq, a predicted model, not a curated record
GGCUAUACCUUUCGACCGCCAUUCUCCACCGAGUAUCACUAAGGAUUGAAUCUUGGCAAUCGAAUCUUGAAUAUAUAUAUUCCCUUGAUUAUCACAUCUUCAAGUCGAAUUGAUCAACUUCCUCUUUAUCAUUCAUUUUACCAAACUCCAACCAAAGCUAGUAUAACGAGUUCUUUUGGUAAAUUACAUCACGUGGUAUUAAUAGACCAUCCCGCGCUAUUAUCGUCUAUAAACUCCAAUCUUCAAAAUGAAGGUUGUUCUAUCGGGCAGUACAGGGUACAUUGGGGGUGAAGUUCUUUCCCAAUGUCUGAAUCAUCCGUCCAUAACUUCUGUUGUUCUUCUCACUCGUCGGAAUUCCGAAGCCUUGGCCGAAAAUCCCAAAGUCAAAGUAAUCAUUCUCAACGAUUUCACCUCGUAUGACGAAUCUACUGCCAACGAAUUGAAAACUGCUGAUGCCGCAAUCUGGUGUUUGGGCACAUAUAAUGGCGACAAGAGAGUCGAUAUUGAAUUUCCCCUCACGUUUAUCGAUUGCAUAAAGGCACGGCCUCUUGGGUCGUCGCAAUUUCGAUAUGUUCAGCUCGGCGGGGCCUUCACCGAACCACCUUCAGAAGAAGGUCAGAAAGAACGGUCCCUGUGGUACUUUGCCAAUGGACGGCGAAUCAGAGGUGCAGCAGAGGCAAGGGUCUUGGAAACUUCAGAGGGUAGCAUUCAGAGUGCAUUCAAGGUUUAUCUUGUCAAGCCAGGAGCGGUGCUACCUAAAAAUGCGACUAUACUCCAGUGCGUUUUUGGUAGCUCAUUGUCGGUUGGAAUUACUGAGCUGGCCGCCACGAUGGUCGAUCUAGCGGUACAUGGAAAUGACCAACAGGUGUUGCGGAACAACGAUAUUUAUCACUACCACCCUAUGGGUCUUGACAGGCGAACACAACAGCACCAUUGAUACCCCAUCCACCUCGAACAAGUACAUGUGAUCAAUCGUACCUGCCUACUUUAUUAGCCUCGUUCUUCAAAAGAUAUCUGGUUUUUGUUUCUAAAAUCGAGUACAGAGCAUGAGCACCUUCUAAUACCCUUUGUGAUUUAACUUUUCUUCCUAUAUAGUAAACAAAAUAUCAUGUUACCUGAAUU